Messenger RNA from Hippocampus zosterae (dwarf seahorse), 2911 nucleotides. It is a transcript of the gene fezf1, whose product is annotated as FEZ family zinc finger 1. The transcript has 4 exons. The record is from RefSeq and is a predicted model, not a curated record. Lineage: Eukaryota; Metazoa; Chordata; Actinopteri; Syngnathiformes; Syngnathidae. The coding region runs from base 136 to 1401 and encodes 421 amino acids. Gene Ontology annotation, cellular component: nucleus.
GAGGGAAGAAGAAGAAGAAGGGGGUGAGGGGGCUCGAACCCCAGGUGGCCGGCCGGCGGGAAGGCCGACCGGGGAUGGCGACCCGCCCCCCGGCGAGCCGCUGAGUGACGACGCUCGGCUCCCCCUCGGCGCCUGAUGGACCCGCGCCGCGGCGGGCCGGUUGCGGCGCCCCCGGCCGCCGGGGGCCAGCAGGCCACGGCGGCGGCCUCCUCUUCCUCCUCCUCCGCGUCGUCGUCGUCGCACGCCAAAUCCUUGGCCUUCUCCAUCGAACGGAUCAUGGCCCGGACGCCCGAACCCAAGGCCGUCCCGCUGCCCGGUUGGCUCCGCCCGGCGCCGGCGCCGCCGGCGGGGCUGCCCGACUCGCGCCCGUCUUCGCUGCACUGCAUGAUCCCGCUGGUUCCGUUCGGCUACGCGGAGCAGCACCGGCUGGCCCUCCACCAGGAAGCGGCGGCGGCGGCGGUGGCGGAGCCGCCCGGCUUCGGACUCCGCGAGCCCGUCCGCAUCCAGCCGGACGGAGGCCACUACAAACUGUUCCGGCCCCGCGUGGUGACCCAAUCGGCGUUCCCGUCGCGAGGUACCGUGUGCUACCUCAACUGCGGCGGCGGCGGCGCCGGGGCCGCGGACGCCGGGGCCGCGGGGCUCCUCAACCUGCACCCGAUGGCCUCCUACCUGCUGGCCGGCAGGCACAAGCCGGGCCCGCUGCCCUACCAAGCCGCGCAGAACCACCUGCAGAACCUCAUCAAGGAGCGCGACUUUGGAGAGAAGAUUCUCAAGAACUCGUCGUCCGCCGCCGCCGCCGCCGCCGCCGCGGCGAGGCUCGCGGGAGGAAAACCCAAAGUGUUCACCUGUGAAGUCUGCGGAAAAGUGUUCAACGCGCACUACAACUUGACUCGCCACAUGCCGGUGCACACCGGCGCCCGCCCGUUCGUCUGCAAAGUCUGCGGGAAAGGCUUCCGACAGGCCAGCACCCUCUGCAGACACAAGAUCAUACACACUCAGGAAAAGCCUCACAAGUGCAGCCAGUGCGGCAAAGCCUUCAACCGCAGCUCCACGCUCAACACGCACACGCGGAUCCACGCCGGCUACAAGCCUUUCGUUUGCGAGUUCUGCGGCAAAGGCUUCCACCAGAAAGGCAACUACAAGAACCACAAGCUGACCCACAGCGGCGAGAAGCAGUUCAAGUGCUCCAUCUGCAGCAAGGCCUUUCACCAAGUCUACAACCUCACCUUCCACAUGCACACGCACAACGACAAGAAGCCCUUCACCUGCCCCACCUGCGGCAAAGGAUUCUGCCGCAACUUCGACCUCAAGAAGCACGUGCGCAAGCUGCACGACCACGCCGCCGCCAUCGGCGCCCAGCGGGCCGCCGCGCCCACGCCCGGCGCCGCCCAGCAGCUGUGAGGCUCUCAAGCCGCGGCCCCCGUUGCCAACAACAAACGGUCGCUCCUCGUUUCUUUGGUUUCCGUCAUACGACCUCGAUCGCCGAAAGGGGGUCCCAGACCCCCCCCCUCGGGAAGUCUGAUUCCGCAGAUACUUUGUUGUUCUUAUUUUUUCAAGUCAAGUCAACUUUAUUGUCAAAUGUGCUUCAUGUGCAACGUACAGCACCCAUGACAUGUCUUUCCUCUCAACCACAAGGAGAGAGAGAGGAGCCGCUGCGGGUGCCCGGAACAGUUAACAUAAAAUGACAAAAUAUAAAAUGACAACACAUAAGACACCAAGACAGUCGUGCAAUCGUAACCAAUUCUUUGUUUGAAGUAUUUCUAAAUGAAAGAGGAGCCAAUCAAAGUGUCCUUUCACCGGUGGGUCGCAGACGUCAUGCUGAAAAUGUGCAAAGAAAAAUGUGCAAAGCAAACGAGAAGCUGUAGCAUCCGUCGACGAAAAAAAAAAAGAGAUUAGCUCACGCCUCCCGUCCCCAUGUAAAUCCGCUUCAAUUCCAAGCGGCGACUUUUAUCAUGUGGCUUUCAAAGUAAAAGCAGAUAUUUGCAAAUGUCUUAUUUAGGAGGGAAAAAAAAACCCAAACACAAUCAGUCUGAUUUCGGUAAUCAGAGAAUGUUUUCCGUUCCUUGGAAUUUGGACUGGUUUAAGCUAAUCGUGUCAUUGUUCCUGGUUCCUGGAUCCUGGAUCAAAAGUCCCACUUCCCCAUAGCAGGCUCUUCAAUUUCGAUCCAAACACAAUAGUCUUGCCAUAGUUCUUGGUUCUAGCUCUUUCCUCCAAAUUGAAAGUUCCAGGAAAUUUUGAUUCCUGUUGCUAGCAGUCCCUCGGACCAAAAAAAAAAAAAAAAAGUUUUCGGAACUUUUCCAUCUUUCUUCUUCUUGUUCCAGGAACUCUCAAAUGUUCCCAUCAAAGAAGCCCCAAUCUGACAGACGCUACCCCCAAAGUUCCUGGCCCUCUUAAAAGCACCCCCCCCCCCCCCCACUUUUAGCAAGCUGUUCUUUUGGCCCCAAUAAAUUAUCGCCCUCUGGUGGAAAUACGCAAAGAGACAUGACUGACAAUCAGCACUGAGUUGAUGUAAAUUGAUCAACCCGAUUACCUCGUAGGGUCAUCUUUUGCCCCCUCCGCACCCCCGACAAGUUCCACAGUCAACUCCCGGUCGUGCAAAUGCACUCUAUGACAAAAUGGCGUCUCUUUCUUGGUAGUGACGGAGAGACACACUCGGCAUGGAUGAUGUCAUUCAUGGCUGUCUUAUGACACGACUGCCCCUUGUGGACAAAAAGUGAAAUGACAUGAACAAAGACAGAAGACUUCCUGUUCCAAAGCUGCAAUCCCACCGCGAAUUGACGGAACUUUUUAGUUCUUGGUACUUGAAUCUCCCAGUGGGAGGAAUCCCGCCCUGGUUUUCCUUAGCAAGUGUCGCCGCUGUUUUGAUUUUGUUUGAAUGGUUAAAUUAAAUAAAUGUCAUUGUUGUCAUUUC